This is a messenger RNA of Hylaeus volcanicus, 3573 nucleotides long. RefSeq names its product peroxisomal N(1)-acetyl-spermine/spermidine oxidase. The transcript has 4 exons. Bases 384 to 1946 code for a protein of 520 amino acids. Gene Ontology annotation, molecular function: polyamine oxidase activity. NCBI's taxonomy places the organism in Eukaryota, Metazoa, Arthropoda, Insecta, Hymenoptera, Colletidae. The record is from RefSeq and is a predicted model, not a curated record.
GAAUACAUUAUUUUUAUCGUAUCACUAAAGUAUAAGUACAUAUAACUAAAUCCAGUAUUAGUAAAAUCAGUUAUCAGUUGAGUGGAGUGGCCGAGUGGCCGAGUGGCCAAGUGGCCUUGUGGUGUUUCCAGGUCUUUCCUGGUGGUGGAUGCUCGGAUCAGCACGGAUCAGCAGCACCGAUGCAUCGAUGCAACCGUUACCGCGCGCGUAUAGUAUGAAAACCAUCAAAGAGCUCUGAAUACAUUCCAAGAGAGUACUUUCGAGUAUCUCUCGUAAAAGGUACGAUAUCUGUAAUGAAAUGGAGAAAUAGCAGUGUCCAGUUUUUCGUAGAUAAAAAUUAAUACGCCAUCCACGUUCGUUUUACCAUUGACAGCUGAUAUGGUAUGAUCAUGGCGGAGUCCACGAACAAGUCGAAUAAUGACAAAGUUAAGUGCAAAAUUUUAAUCGUCGGCGCAGGAAUGGCCGGAUUAUCAGCUGCAAAUCAUUUAUUGAAGAACCACGAAACUGAUUUUUUGAUUGUCGAGGCACGAGGUCGGAUAGGUGGUCGUAUCGUCUCGCUAAAAAUCGGCAACGAAAAAGUUGAGUUAGGGGCAAAUUGGAUCCACGGAGUCCUAGGAAAUCCAAUGUUUGAAUUAGCAAUGGCAAAUGGAUUGAUAGAUAUCGUACGCAUACCGAGGCCUCAUAAAGUUGUAGCAGCUACGGAAGACGGCAAGCAACUACCGUUUCCAGUUUUGCAAGAAAUCUACGAAGCUUACGUGUGUUUUCUAAGGCGGUGCGAAGAAUAUUUUUUAAGCCCUUACAGUCCCCCGGAUGGGAUAAACAGCGUCGGCGCUCACGUCGCGUUAGAGGCUGAGAUUUACUUAUCGUCUCUGCCAAAAGAGGACAGAAGAAUUAGGCAAUUGUUGUUUGACUGUUUACUUAAAAGAGAAACUUGUAUUACUGGCUGUGAUAGUAUGGAGGAUGUUGAUCUUUUGGAAAUGGGUUCGUACGCGGAACUACAAGGUGGAAAUAUCAGUCUUCCGGAUGGUUACAGUGCUAUAUUGGAACCAGUCGCAAAACACAUACCAAAAGACAGCAUUCUUACUAGACACGUUGUUACUAAAAUUAGGUGGCAAAGAAAAAAGUGCGCGGAAGACGAGAAUUCUACGAAUAAUUGUCCUAAUAAAAACACUUUUAUAGAAAUAGAAUGCGAAAACGGGAAAACAAUAUUAGCCGAACAUGUGAUUUGUACAUUGCCAUUAGGAGUCCUUAAGGAAAAAGCUAACGAUAUAUUCGAUCCACCUCUACCUACUUAUAAACUCGAUGCCAUAGACAGACUUUUGUUCGGUACCGUGGACAAAAUAUUUUUAGAGUACGAAAGACCGUUUCUGAAUCCUGGAAUAUCGGAAGUGAUGCUUCUCUGGGACGAUAGAGGAUUAACGGAAGAAGAAAAGCAAGACGUUAGCAAAACAUGGUUCAGGAAGAUAUAUUCUUUUACUAAAGUUUCGGAAACGCUACUGUUAGGAUGGAUAUCGGGAAAGGCUGCCGAGUAUAUGGAGCGUUUAAGUUCAGCGGAGGUAGCCGAUGUAUGCACAUCGAUAUUACGAAAAUUUCUCAACGAUCCAUUCGUACCAGCGCCAAACAAUUGCAUACACACCUCGUGGCAUAUGCAACCGUACACGCACGGUUCUUAUACCGCUAUGGCAGUCGGCGCGAGUCAAUUAGACAUAAAUUGUUUAGCCGAACCUAUAAAGCAGGAAGACGAUCCAUCGAAAAUAGUGAUAGCAUUCGCUGGCGAGCAUACCCAUACUUCCUUUUAUAGUACAGUACACGGAGCGUAUUUGACUGGACGAACCGCUGCCCAAACGCUUCUGGAAUCGAGAAAGAACGAGAAGAAUUCGAUAAGCCUCAGCUGUGAAGACACUAGCGACCUAAGUUCGUGGAUACAAGGAAUUUCUCUGAAUUAAAAAGCAUUCAGAGUUGAAUAAUAAAUUAAACACGGAUCGAGAAAUUAUUCUGUAUGUCGACGUUUUCACACUUAUCGAGCACAAUUUAUUACCGCGGUACGAACCUAUCGUUCGAUAUUUUACACACUGUCGGGGCGAUGAGAAACGUGAUUUAUAGGUGUUUAGUAUUAACGCGAAAUUCGUAAACUGGAUUUUUUUUGUAAAUAGUAUAGAGAAUUGUUUAUAUUGUGUACAUAACGAUGCCUGUCUAAAAUCUCGAGAUUUCAUAAACGUGCAUUUUGUCGAUUUUACGCACAGUCUUGGCUUUGUUCGACGAUCGAGAAAGGAACGACGAUUGGAAAUCGUGUUGCAAGACGAUGCUUCAUUUUAUGGGAUCACCUAACACUGUAGUACAGAAGUUUUAUAUACAUAUAUAAAACUUUUAUUCAACACCGACGAAAGUGCUUUUUAUCGUAGAUAAAUCAUUUCGAACGUCCACGUUUGUUAAUUAUUACUAGGGCCGCCACCUUUUUAAAGUAUCUAUAAUAUGUACACAGAAACGAUAUUUUAUUUAUUUCGUGAAAUUCUUGCUAUAAUUGGGAUAAUAAACUCGAGUAACCGUUUCCAGCGCUUACGCUUAUACUUUUCAUGCUUUCGACUAUAUUUCAACAAGGUUUUUAUCAGUUUUGUUUUUUUUUUUUUUUUUUUUUACAAUUAUAAACUUUUAGCUAAUCAAGUGUUCCCGUGGCAAGUUUCCUUGAUAGCUCGUCCAUUGUAACUGGAACUAGAAAACGAACAAUUUUUCGCGGCGGUAUAGCCAAGAGUAGGACCAUGCGGAAGACAUGGUGCAGAAAAAUACGAAAGUAGAACAGGUGGCAACCCUAGUGAUCGCGUCAAAUAACGAAAAUAUAUCUGCUGUUCGACCUUGCGUUCGCGAGAUAAUGGAUAAGAUAUAAUGUUAGACCAAACAUUAAAUUGAUCCACAUGUUAUGCAACAGAAAAAAAAAAAAAAGUGAAAUCAAACGUUCAUAUUUCCAUAGAAAAUUUAGUGAUAUUAACCGCUGUAUACAUAUGCGUGGGCAAUUACACACAUAUGUUAAAGGCACAGUUUGCAAACCACUUGCAAAAAUUCCCAAGUUACAAAGUUUUAUUUACCUAAAAUUAGUAUUCUCUUUGUUCCAUUUUUAAUACACCUUUACUUGAAAGUAUUACAACAGAUGUGCAUUUUAUCUAGUCACAUUGCGUUAAGCUAUUUAGUUUUACGUGUAGUAAACGAGUAACGAAACAUCCGUGAUUUUUUAUGUUUGUUUUUCCUAAUAAAACCAAUCACCAACAACGAUUUACCGUGCGAUUCAAUUUUCCAUAUUUUUGUUUAUAAUUAAUACGCUAGUAUAAUACGUUCCGUAAUCUUCGAAACAUCGUAGAAACAUUGUAACGUUGCUGUUUUUAUAACGAAUAUCUUUCGAAAGUAAUUUUUCAGUAUUUCCGAGAUGAAAAAAAAAAAUAUGUUUUCUGCCACUAUGUAUAUCACUCGAUACUAAUUCGUGACAAUGUGAAUCGAAGAAUAACUGGUGAAACAAAAAGGAUUGUUAUAUUAUGCACAGAUACAGAUAAUACUAUAACUGAAAUAAAUAAUUUUCAGUAAUUA